UUAGAAAAAGAACCCCUUUUUACUAUUUCUUUAGUCCUCUCAGCCCCACAUAUCACAAAAACAUAAUACACUUAAAAGUAUUACAAUUUAAAGUAAUAAUCAGUUUCUAAACUCCAUUAUCUCAGAUGGGUGCUCUUCACUCUUCCCUUCUCUACUUGAUUUUACUACAUUCAUUCAAGAUUGUUGCUUACAAGGACCAAGAAUGGAGGAAAGCCACUGCAACUUAUGCCAAUGACACAGAGGGGUCUCUUAUCACCGAAGGAGCUUGUGGCUAUGGAGACCUCCACAGGGCCAGUUAUGGGAAGCACAGUGCAGGGUUAAGCACCAUUUUGUUCAGCAGAGGGAGCACAUGUGGAGCUUGCUAUGAAAUCAGAUGUGUUGACCACAUCUUGUGGUGUGUCAUGGGAAGCCCUUCUGUGGUUGUAACUGUUACAGAUUUCUGUGCUCCUAAUUAUGGCCUUUCAGUUGAUUAUGGUGGGGGGUGUAAUUUUCCAAGAGAACAUUUUGAGAUGUCACAGGCUGCAUUUGCUGAAAUUGCCAAGAAAAAAGCUGAUAUUGUGCCGGUUCAGUAUAGAAGGGUAAAGUGUGAAAGAAGUGGUGGUUUGAGAUUCACAAUGAGUGGGAGUUCACACUUCUAUCAAGUCCUGAUUUCUAAUGUGGGGCUGGAUGGUGAAGUGGUUGCUGUAAAAGUGAAGGGAUCUAGAACAGGAUGGAUACCAAUGUCAAGGAACUGGGGACAAAACUGGCAUUGCAAUUUCAACUUCCAACGUCAGCCUUUGUCCUUUGAGGUAACCAUCAGCAGUGGAAAAACACUCACAUCUUACAAUGUAGCACCCGCAAACUGGCUCUUUGGACAGACAUUUGAAGGAAAACAGUUUAAGGAUGAGUAGAUUCAGAACACUAGAUAGGAUAUGUUUUGGGGAGAAGGCUUGAAUUUUUAACUUUGAGCUGUAAUUGUAAACUAUGAUUAGUGAAAUCGGUUGUCAAAGAGCACAAACUUAAUUGUAUAUUUGCUCAUGAUUCAUGAUCAAACAUUGGUUCAUGGCUGUGGUAAAAAUGAUGGGGGGAAAAGUUAAGCAAAGGGUAACCUUUGAUCCCUAUCCUUAAGAUUCCGUUGAUCAAAAGGCAAUCAUUGACGGAAUAUGUAAUUAUCUGAAAAGUAAUGUCCUUUAUAAGUAGUCAUAUGAAGAACUUAGUUCCUUUUC
Messenger RNA from Cajanus cajan (pigeon pea), 1205 nucleotides. It is a transcript of the gene EXPA20, whose product is annotated as expansin A20. Lineage: Eukaryota; Viridiplantae; Streptophyta; Magnoliopsida; Fabales; Fabaceae. Gene Ontology annotation, biological process: plant-type cell wall organization. The record is from RefSeq and is a predicted model, not a curated record. Gene Ontology annotation, cellular component: extracellular region.